Molecule: messenger RNA, 4197 nt
Organism: Folsomia candida
Lineage: Eukaryota; Metazoa; Arthropoda; Collembola; Entomobryomorpha; Isotomidae
Exons: 10
Coding region: 1264-3897 (877 amino acids)
Biological process (GO): regulation of transcription by RNA polymerase II; cell differentiation
Cellular component (GO): nucleus
Molecular function (GO): DNA binding
Source: RefSeq, a predicted model, not a curated record
CUUACUUAUGUACGUAUGGUUUUAGCUCGUUAUUACAGAAGGAAGACUCCGAAUCCAAUCCAACAGAUAGAAACCAACAACAGCGUAAAUAUCUGUGUAUGGAAAGUAUUGAUACGGCUGUCCUCAUUUACUUUUUAUAGCUCGUUGUUUGUCAUGCCUAUUCCCCAGCUAUUGUCCAGAGCGACAUUAUGGAUGGCUAUCAAUCAAUAAUAUCUUCAUCGGUAACUUGAAUACUGUUCUGAAUAAUCUGCAUGGUUGAUUUUACUCGGAGCAUUCGCUUUGUGGUUGUUGUAAGCGAAGUGCACCCAAACUUUUAGUGUAGUUUUGUCUCAUUUUCCAACUUUGGUCAUUGAGACUUUAAAACCACUGCUGCUUAAUUUUAACUCGAGUUAUCUCAAUUCAAUUAGACUAUUUAUCAAUACAUAUUUCAGUUUUCGCUACCGUUUUGUACCUUACAUGUAAAUACAGUGCUCGUCUUUGUCUAGAUGAUUCAAUGACCGUGGCAUCCAAAUCAAGCUCAAGUGUGAAGUGCAAAAUUAAUGCUAAAUCUGCGAAAACAAACCAUACUUAUUCUCGUGCACAUGUAAUGUACGUAAUCAUGUAAGUAGGAUAUCAGUGGAAAACCUUUUUUGUGAAUGUGUGAUGUUGCUGUAUGAAGUAUGACAGCUAAUUACCAUUUAUAAAUAACGUAUAUCUUGACAUGAGUGAGCGAAGGAUCCAAUCUGGGUGAUGUGAUAAGUGAUUAUAAUUAUAUAAGUCAUCCCAGCAUCUUUAAUACCAACAACGUUAAAUAUUAUGUGACAUUUUAUUAUUUAUCGAUGUACGUAUCCUGCCACGGAAAGUUUGAGAGUUUGUCCGAGGAGGGAAAGUUUAUACUCCUACAUCGUCCACGUUGACAAUUCACGAUAUUGUUUUUUUCUGUUGGCUGACCUUACAAGUUUCUUUUGAAAUAAAGAUGCAAAAAGUUCAACUUUGCUGCUGAUUAGUUUCAAGGUUAUCGAUUGUUGAAGCACAAGCACUUCUUCCCUUCCGGGUUCAUGAGAGUCGCCCGUCAGAGCAAUCUGUUCUGUUUCAACUUUCAGUGUCUGCCUAGGAAUUGGAAUAUUACUGUUUCUGGGUUUGUAAAUUAUCAAACUGGAUUCGCAAAAGUUUUCUUUUGAUGGGUUUCAACGACUCUCGUUGUUGAAACUCGACUGUCGUCUUCGAAAUUAUCGCCAGGAUAAUGACAACAGUGUGCCAACACCCAACCCUCAAGUCACUACUAUGACGGGUAUCGUUCCAGAUCAACACCAAUUACAAGACCAUGAAAAUAACCACAUCCCCCUGAAUAGUAACGACCCCAGUCGCGAAAAUAUUUCCCUCCCCUUGAAUAGUAAUGACCCCAGUCGCGAAAAUAUUCCCCUCCCUUUGGAUAGUAAUGACCCAAAUCCCAGAAGUACAAGUGAGGGUGAAAACCCCAUAAAUGACAGUGUCCAUCCUAAUAUUCUUGCUGAAGCGAAUUGUUUGGUGAAAGACACUCCUGUUUCGAAUGCUGCUACUACUAUUGCCACUACUACUAGUCAACAUGAAAAUCGAUCUCCAAUUACUUUGACAUCGUCAGUUGCAAAUUAUGAGUCUGAUUCUGGUGAGAUGGAAAUUGAUGAUGGCGGUGGAAAUAAUAGGCAAACAUUAGAGAAUGACGGUGCUGAUGGGGAUGCAAAAGAAAUUGAAACAAGUUCAUCUACAGCAGCUAGUGCAGCAGUUGGAGAUGUUACUCUUGAACAUAAAUCAGAUGAGACAAUGCAUACAGACGAAGGGUUGUCCCAAGACAAGAAUCAAUCCAUCAACAGCUCAGACGCUCUGAAAUUGAACGACAAGCUAGUCGUACUGGCAGAAGUGGUGCCAAGAGCUGAGGAGGAGGAGGAAAUGCCGCUACAACGCCUUGUGGAAAAUGAAGGUAAUUGCAAACCCGUGCUGAGUCCACCUAUACCUGUCAGUAAUGUGCAAGGUACGCAUCGUGACCUUGCUCCUUCUGGUGCUGCUACCGUAAGAAAUCAAAAACGACCAAUCGCAUCAGACACAAGAUCAACCGUUGAGCAUGCGAAUCCUAAUCCCCCCAUUGAGAUGCCCAUAGGCACACUGCCACAAUUUUGUAUUUUUUGUCCUGCAAGUUUCAAGAAAAAUGAAGAUUAUGAAACCCACAUAGUCCUGUGCAACCCAGUCCUUGCCAAUAUGACCAAUUUUCGGAAACGAAAGUGUUUAGUCUGCAAUAGAACAAUUCGCCACUUCAAUGUAACUGGCUUAUUGAGGCACAGCAUCAGUUGCAUCAUCAUGGACCGCUCAAACAGAUUAGCAAAAGAAGCAGCCUUAAAUAAAGCACAAAAAGAGGCAGCAGUUGAGGUCACGAAUAAUGUGGAAGAACAGAAUAACGAGAUUACUACCAAGGCAGAUGUACCCAAGGAUAGCGAUGUUAAACUGACUGCGGGGGCCAGUAGUAUUGGCAAGUCUUCUCACGUUCAAAGGAAUCCGCAGUCAAAUUCUCAAUCAACUUACAGCAAGGAACAGGAAGAAGAGUUGGAAGAUUUUUUUCUAACCGAACAAUUUCCCGCACCAAAACAGCUAACGCUGUUAUCCAAGCAAACAGGAUUGAUAUAUGCUCAAGUUAAGGAAUGGUUUGAAAGAAAGCGUUAUCGCAUGAAUUUGGAUGGAACGGCACCUGCUACUUCUUCACAUUCCAUACGAAAUGCAAAUAAAUCACAAUCUGGAAUCACUAGUGUUAAGUACUCUGCACAGAACAUAACCAUAUUGACUACUUUCUUCAAGAAAAAUAUGCAUCCCUCAACCAUCGAGGUAUCUUCUUUGGCCAGGAAAACUAAACUUAGAAGUCGUGAUAUUAAUCAUUGGUUUCAAAUUUCAAGAAGCAAGAUCCUAAGUCGUGAGCACCAGCAUAAGAAAGUUCAACCUCCUGUAAGAAGCGCAUCUCCCUCGACAAGUAAUCAACUGUUAGAUGAAGAUUCAGUGGACGAUGAUAAUGAUGAUGAGGUGAGCUCACACUCUUCUAUGGAAGAAGGAAGAACCAUCAACAACAAAUCAACAAUAAAACCAGUUCAAAGUUUCUCAGAGCUUUCGAGCGGUUUGCAGUCGAUUAUGAUGGAAGCUUUCAAGAAAACUCCAAAACCUGCUGUAUUAGAUGUAAUUCACUUGUCCCAGAAAACAGGUCUUUCAACAAGUGGUGUUACGGCUUGGUUUGCAAAACAAAGGAAAGCUGGUUCUUCAUAUGGCUAUCAGAAUAAUUCCCCAUCAGUGUUGACCGGAAAUAAUGAUGGAUAUGCUUCAAAAAAUUACGACUUUGAUGAACAGGAGGAACAAUACCACCCAGGAAACAAUGUGAAAUUGAUGACUAGUCGACAAAAAUUAGCCGCGAUUAAGAAGAUAACGUGUCAAGAAAUUAAAGGCAUUCUCACCGAGCGUAAAUCUGUCAUUGUUCAGAUCCUAUUACUCUUUGCCGCAUCCGGGUCGGGUAUACAACAAGCAUUGGAGUUCGAAUGUAUGAAUUUAGCUGAAGCACUUGAAACCAACAAUCCCUUUACUCCCACUCAGACAACGUACUUUAGUGAAUGGGAAGAUGAUUUCGUGAUUGGGAUGUAUCCUGAGAAGAAUGAUCCUGGUUGGAUUUGCGCCGUGGACGCAUUCAGGGAGAAAAUACUUAAGAAUUGGUCCAGGGUGCUCGUGUUUGCCAAAUUUACACAAUGCUCUCUCGAGGAAGCAGCCGUCACCAUCUUAAAGUUGACGUUGACUAGGGGUCAGAAAGAUAUUGAUGUUCAAUGGGAAAUGCUUCACUUAUUCUCUCAACUUGAAACGACUGUGACAUACAAUUAUCCAGACGAAGAGCUAUAUGAUAUCGACUCAUCCGAUUAGUCAAUAGUUAAGUUAUUAUAAGAUCGCUACUUAUUUACUUAUGGCCAUACAACGAGAAAUGUCGAGAUUAUAUUUUUAAUUUUCUACGAAACUUUUGAUACCUAAUUAUGUUUGUCCACUUUACAUACUCCUACGCUUAUGUAUCGAACUUAUAAGUUUUAAUCAUUGGUUACUUAUAUUUACCCUUUGAAAUAAACCAGGUUUAACCAUUGAUUGAUUUCAAAAUACGCAUAUGCAAACUUAAAUAUGUAAACCAAAAAGUUUACGAGUACAAACAAAUACAAAUUACUACACCCUUAA